Messenger RNA from Sphaerodactylus townsendi, 3573 nucleotides. RefSeq names its product ETS repressor factor like (gene ERFL). The transcript has 6 exons. The record is from RefSeq and is a predicted model, not a curated record. Gene Ontology annotation, cellular component: nucleus. Gene Ontology annotation, biological process: cell differentiation; regulation of transcription by RNA polymerase II. Bases 154 to 1056 code for a protein of 300 amino acids. NCBI's taxonomy places the organism in Eukaryota, Metazoa, Chordata, Lepidosauria, Squamata, Sphaerodactylidae. Gene Ontology annotation, molecular function: DNA-binding transcription factor activity, RNA polymerase II-specific; sequence-specific DNA binding.
CUUCAGUUGCUAUACGUACCUCCUCGAAAGUAAAUGUAUUCAACGCGGGAGGACUGAUUUCCCAGUUUGGAAAAAUCGCGCAGGGACUCUUGGCGGUUAUACUCCCCGGAGAAGGGAGACUGCGUUUACCGCCAGGCCUAAUCUGCUGUCGGCAUGGACUGUAACUGCGUCUCUGAUCUGCUGCUCACCUCCCCAGUCCCAGCUCUCUGGACUCCAGGGUUUGCCUUCCCUGAUUGGGCCUACAAGCCGGAAUCCAGUCCCGGCUCCCGGCAGAUCCAGCUGUGGCAUUUCAUCCUGGAGCUUCUGCAGAAAGAGGAGUACCAGAACGUCAUCGCUUGGCAGGGGGAUUAUGGGGAGUUUGUCAUCAAGGAUCCCGACGAGGUGGCCCGGCUGUGGGGCAUUCGCAAAUGCAAGCCCCACAUGAACUACGACAAGCUGAGCAGAGCUCUGAGGUAUUACUACAACAAGCGGAUCUUGCACAAGACCAAAGGGAAACGCUUCACCUACAAGUUCAACUUCAGUAAAGUCGUUUUGGUCAACUAUCCUCUCUUGGACAUGGCCGCCAACUCGCCAUUUCUGCUGGCCCAGAACCCGUUCAACGGGAGCAGCCCCGGGGCCGACUGUCCGCCACUAACCCCCGAGACCCUACAAAGCCUCUUCACCAGCCCGCGCCUGGGGGACCCUGCCACCCGCAGCCCGCUCUUCGAACGCCAAUCAGAGACGGAAAAGUUGCGCCUAGAUGCAGCCUUCCCUUUCCUGGGAUCUGGUGUCUCUGGCUACACAAAACCCCCUGGUCUGCUCCCCCCCUAUGGCAGGAACACCGCUUUCCCCGAUUACCCCUGGAGUUUCAACCCUUACCUUUCCAGCACCUUCUCCCUAAACAGCUCCAAACUUCCAGCUUCCCUCUAUCCCCCCCACUUCUACCACAACCCGCUGUCUGCGUCCCUGGCCCAGCUUCCCACACCCCUCUCCCUCCUGCCUGGGGAUAGCUCCGAACUGGCUGCGGCCGUGGGCGCUGCCACCCUCCCUCGUCUGUCCCUGCCUUCCCACAUGUAAGCGCGACUCUGCCCUAGCGUGUAUUAUUGGAUACUGUAGCGGGGCAAGCCUUCGAGAAGAAGGAGAUCCCUGGGGGGGCAGGUCAUAGGGCGGGAAGACCUACUUCCGGGGGCCGAGGGCCCAAAGAGGACCCCGGCUCCGAUUCAGAGCUGGAGAUCACCGAUCUGAGCGAAUGCAGUUCAGAGAACGAAGGCUGUGACUUCAGCCCCGAUGGCUUGGACACGCUAGAGAAUCCCGUGCAGACCUACAAGCGGCUGGAGGCUGACCGGACAGCAGGAGCCACGCAAAGCCCAUCGGAGGGGGUCAGCCGGGCUCCUGCCAAGGAGGGGAAGGGGCUGCUAAGCAGCUGAAUCCCCCCAACCUCCCAUAGCCCCACUGUGAGUCCUCCACCCUCAGUACCCAGAUUGAGACAAAAUCCAACACCCCAGCGAUCCCUCCCUCCUGCAUUUGAUGUCUCUAUUUUUAUAGGAAAAUUUUAUUCAUGCUAAAUCUAAUGCCCUGAAGGCAUCCCUCUAAUGGCUCUCCCCCUUCCUUCUCAUAGGGCUGGAAAAAAACUCAUCCCCAUAAACGUAAAGUGUUUUCACACACACUGAAUAAAGCCCUUUCAGCACACACAGCAACUGAUUUACUGUGUGAAGUGACCAAGUCCACUUGCAAACAAGCUUUUCUGCAUUUUCAUACACCUUGUUUGUAAAUUCCUUCCCCCCCAUUUCUACAGGUGUUUUGCUCCCCCUUAGAGAUUCAGCAUCACACAGGUUUACAUCCGGCUUAAAACCCUGCCGUUUAAAUCUGCAGGGAGAUACGCUGGAUUUAAAUCUGUGUAAUAUCGAAUAGUCCACUAGAGGGAGCAAAACAUGCAGAACUGGGGGGGGGGGGUGUCCAAAAGUGAGGAAAAUUAGAAUGCGGGGAAAACCCAAGGAUUGGGAAAGUGCGUUGCAGGUGGGAUGAAAGUGCAUUAUUCAGAACGUGUCAAAGCGCCUUGAGUGUCACCCUCCACCCAUUUCAUCUCCUAUAUCCAAAGAUUUAUGAACUUUGAUCGGUGCACAAACUUUUCCCACAGGCAACCAUAGGGGCCCACAGCAAGCAAAGUCACACGGACAAGUAGAAGAAUUUAAGGGAGAGGGUUGCCCCUUCUUGCCGCUCAAACCCCUUUCCCCACCAUCUCUCAUGGUUCUGCCUGCCAUAACAGCUCCUUAACCGUUCAAGUACCCCACACCUUAGGGAAUCUUCCCCCUUCCAUCCCAGUUUUUGAUGCUCAAGUUUCUAGUCCUCUUGUCUGGGAAGCCAACCACAAUUUCUCAUCCCUGCUGUCACAAGACUGCUUGGCAGUGGUGUACCUAGGCAAACUGGUGCCCUGGGCAAAACCUGGGUUUGAUGCCCCCCAUGAGCAGAGCAGCCCGGCCGCAGCACUCACCCUUCCCGCACGGCCCUAGAAGCCCAAGUUCACCGGAGGCGGAGCUCCCCGUCCUCCUGCUCUGCCUCUGGUGGCUUGUGGGCGGGGCUUAGCCAGAGCGGGCAGGGCUUAGAAAUCAGGCCGCCCCCACGCGACUUUAAAUUUCUGCGCCUUGGGCAACUGCCCACUUUGCCCAAUGGGCGGUACGCCACUGCUGCUUGGGUGUGUGCGCAUGGUGGUGGGGAGAUAACCCAAGUGCCCUUCCUUUAAAAAAAAAGUACCUUUUGCAGCACAAUUUGUGCAAGAGAAUCAGCCAGCGAAUGGCGCUUUGAUGGGUCAACGCCAUCCAUUGUUCGAUUACCAUGCGGCUAAGACCACCUAAAGUUGCCACAGGCUCGGAGCCAGUGAGAGAAUGCGCCUCCAAACCUCUUCAAACUCCACCUCCAAAAUUUCCAGAUUUCCCAAUGGGAGCUGGCAACCUACCUGAAGCUAUUCUGCCCACUACAUUUUGAGGGUUACACCUCUCUCAAGUGUGAACACAGCAGAUCCACACAGGUAUGCUCACCUGGGACCCAGGAACAGCCGCGGCCCAGUCCCUAGAGAUACCUUCCAAGCAUAGAAUUCCGCAGCUGUGUUUUAGUUCGUAAUGCAGACUUCAAAUUAUAAAACUGGGAUGUGCCACACCCCGAAAUCCAGUCCUACACGUCAUCCCCUUUUCCAAGGUGACUCCAUCCUGGGGAAAAAGAAGUCAAGUUAACCCUUUUAUUCCCCCAUCCCCUAUUUUUCAAAGUGCAAUAUUGUCUUGUCAUGCUCUGGUGUGACCCUCUUAUGUAAAAGAAAAAAAAAACCCACCCCCCACCCUCUCCAAAACAAAGUUUUUGCCCCAUCACUGUGCUUGUGUCUUCGUGUUUUAAAGAAGAAGAAAAAUGUAUUUGUGUGGUUGAUAUGAAGAAAAUGUUUAACCCCCCCACUCCCCCGAUGGUUUUUUUGUUUUGUUUUUUGUUAAUACUGUAUUAAUUUAUGGAGUGUAAAGAACGACAACACAAACAAUGGAAAAAAAUUUAAGCUGGCAGGCUAGCCGGCUUCUAAAGCAAUAAAGUAUCUAUUCGGCUUUUGCGCCUCAA